Messenger RNA from Caenorhabditis remanei, 1305 nucleotides. RefSeq lists its product as uncharacterized. The record is from RefSeq and is a predicted model, not a curated record. Bases 1 to 1305 code for a protein of 434 amino acids. The transcript has 6 exons. NCBI's taxonomy places the organism in Eukaryota, Metazoa, Nematoda, Chromadorea, Rhabditida, Rhabditidae.
AUGGCUCCGUUUGUUCAACUUGCUUCCACCAGCAUUUCCCUCGUCUUAAACUCAUUUUUAUGCUGGCUGAUUGUCGAAAAGUCCCCAAAAACGUUGGGAAGCUACAAGCAGUUAAUGAUUUACACAUCAGUGUUUGAAAUGUAUUACGCUAUACUGGAUUUAGUUGCGGAUGUGACAGUUUUCUCUCAUGAAUUCGCUGUGGUAGUGUUUCGAGAAUACGUUCCAGGAGGUGUAUUCAAUCGCCAAUUUUCUAUGAUAUUGGUGAUAGCCUAUGGUGUAACUUUUGGUAUGUCAAUGGCUAUCCUGGCAUCUCAUUUUGUAUAUCGAUAUAGUGUCACUGACAGCAAAUUUCAUCAUCGCUACACUUCUGGUAAAAAAUACUUUCUACUUUUUAUGGCUCCAUUUAUCUAUGCUUUCUGGUGGACUUGUGCACUUUUGUAUGGAUAUUUACCAGAUAUUAUUGGUGGGUACACUACCGGUAUUAUGUUCAAUGUUUUCGGUGUCUCUUCUCAUAUUCAAAUGACGAUUCAAAUCUUUUUAAUGGGGAUUCAGGAGGUAGCAAUAUUCUCUGCAUUUCUUCGAAAGCAUCAAUCAAUAGUGACAAUUAAUCGUCGACUUGAACUGAAGAAAUUCGUAUAUUGGGGAUUGAUUGUUUUUUUCCAUUUCAUUAUGUCUUCAUUCGUCAUCUUCUUCUAUUUUGGAAGCAUAACCAAAGAGCAGCAGAACAGCUAUAUCAAGAAGAACCUUCCCAACCUCGAACAAGUUUUAGCAACUUUCCCCAGCUUGGAAAUUUAUGACCGUGAGGUGAACUCAUUAGUUAUUGUCUCAUUCGGCCUAAUGAUUCUUUUUAUCACACUUCUAUUCGUCGGCAUUUCAGUUCUCUCAUUUCAAAUAUUUUCCACUUUGAAAAGACACAAAAAGACGACAUCGAACAGGAAUAUCAAUCAACAUCGUGCAAUUUUUCAAGCAAUAUUUGCCCAAUUUUCAGUUAUCUCAUUUUGUUUUAUUCCUCCAAUAUUUGUUGUUAUACUUCUUAUUUUAGAGGUGCCGAAUACUCAAGGACAGGAAGAUGUUUCUGACGCAUGGAUCGAAUGUCAUCAAAUGGAAAAUGUCGGAGACUCGAGUCUGGUUGUAGAUUGCUUUCACUCCACACCGAAUCGAGCUGAUGAGCAAAAUGAUCUCCCCGAAUCGUUCUGGACCACCAUCUGGAGACUUCUGGCCGGAGUGCUCCAUGAGUUCAGACAUGCAUUUGUUGUGGAGGUACUCGAUGUCUUUGUAGGCGACUUUGCCGGGAAACGAGGCUGA